GAGUAGUACGUAAGAAUUUUAAGUGAUUGACAAAUACCGGUAUUUUUUUUUCGUUGAUGCGAAUAUUGAUUUUACCAAUCUCGCUAACGAUAUAAUUAAUAUUCCUGGAGACUAAACGUAAUUACUUUGGAAUUGCGUCGUUGAUAAUUCUAGUCUGAUUUUUUAAAAAAAAAGCAAGGCACACCUUGACUGACUGACUGACUGACUGACUUGUCUUUCUUGUGAUAGCGAGUGAAACCGGAGAAGCACACGCGUCUCCGUUAAUUUAAUUAAGUAUUUAUUGUACAAAGGAUUUUUAAAAUAGCUGACACAAUGUCUGUGGACAAAGAAGAAUUGGUGCAGCGUGCAAAGCUCGCAGAGCAAGCAGAAAGGUACGAUGACAUGGCAGCAGCAAUGAAGGCAGUAACCGAGACGGGGGUUGAAUUGUCAAAUGAGGAAAGAAACCUACUGUCUGUUGCUUACAAGAAUGUCGUUGGUGCGAGACGUAGCUCGUGGAGAGUAAUAUCCUCAAUUGAGCAAAAGACCGAAGGCUCUGAGCGUAAACAGCAGAUGGCCAAGGAAUACCGGGAAAAGGUUGAAAAAGAAUUGCGUGAGAUCUGCUACGAUGUAUUGGGUCUUUUAGAUAAAUACCUGAUCCCCAAGGCCAGCAAUGCCGAAAGUAAAGUAUUUUACCUCAAGAUGAAGGGCGACUACUACAGGUAUCUCGCGGAAGUAGCAACUGGUGAAACCAGAAACGCCGUCGUAAAUGACAGCCAGAAGGCAUACCAAGAUGCCUUUGAAAUCAGCAAGGAGAAGAUGCAGCCUACCCACCCAAUCAGGCUAGGUCUUGCGCUCAACUUCUCAGUCUUCUAUUACGAGAUCCUGAACUCGCCAGACAAGGCGUGUCAACUGGCCAAACAGGCGUUCGACGACGCGAUUGCGGAAUUGGACACACUGAACGAGGACAGUUACAAAGAUUCCACACUGAUCAUGCAGUUAUUGCGCGAUAACCUCACGCUCUGGACAAGCGACACACAGGGUGAUGGAGAUGAACCACAGGAGGCUGGCGACAACUAACCCUCCUAAGAUUAAGUCCUACCUUUCUUAACCUAAUAAAUAAAAAAACAUCCUAUUCUCUAUCGUUAUCCCCCGCCCUUGUUCCCAUUCCUUAAAGAGCUCAUGAAUCAUUAGUCCUAACCAUUUAUUAUAAAUCGUUCCAUUUCACCAAAUCCUAAUCAUUUUUCGCGCAAUUCCUGUUCUCUAGACAACACUACUACUGUAACAACUAUCACCAUCAUCAUCUUCAUCAUCAUCAUCAUCAUCAUCAUCAUUAUUAUCGUCAUCAUAAUCAUCAUCACCUCAUUACCGAUGCUGCGACUUUGUUCAACUGUUCCUUCUUAAAUUUUAUUUUAAAAGAUAUCAUUGGCGGACGAAAUUAUAUUUCUCCUAAAUUAAAUUAAUGAACAAAUGUAAAGAUUAAAUAACAGCAGAAUUAACAUCAAUAUUUAUUUAAUAUCAUUAUUUCGCAAUGUAUCCUUGAAUGCGUGCGACGAGGCUAAAAAAAACUAGGGAGAAAAUAUUGAUCUAUAUUAUUACUCUCUCUUCUCUUUCUUACUCUUUUGUUUACCUUAAGAAGAACAAUCUACACAACUAUAAGUGGGUCAAAUAAUUUAUUAAUUAUCAUCAUCAUCAUCAUAUAAUCAUCAUCAAUUUUAAGGUCACGUCGUUGCAAAAAGGAAGAAGAUAUUAUUAUUAAAUUUUCAUCUUCAAAUAAUUUAUUUCCAUCAACAAAUACGAGAAUAGCGACGAUGACCAAAAAAAAAAAAAACUACGAGAAUAAGGUACCAACGACUAUCAAGAUUACUUGUGACGUAGGACCAUUCGUAAAUAAAAAAACAUCAAGAGCUAGAGUAUAAUGACAGCCAACAAUUAAAUGUUGAGUUGAGAAGAUUGAGUUGAAAAAAAAGAAAGAAGAAAGAAUAAAUAAAUAAAUAAAGAAUCAUAAAUUAAACGAAACAAAUAAUAAGGAUUGUUUCGUGUCUUAUAUGUAAUAUUGUUGACACGCUGACAAGUUUUAUUGUUAACUUGAAAUUACAAGUGAAUUAAAGAGAAACAAAAGAGAAAGAUUAUUUGAGAGAAGAAAAUAAAAUUUCCAAUGACAGUAUAAUUAAAGGAGGACAAUUGAACAAUUGUAUAUUGUCGCUAAAUUCCAUCUACUAUUUAUUUUAUUCGUCGGUUAACAUUUAACAAUCAAGUGUGUGUGUAAUAGAGAACUGAAGAAACCGAAGAUUGAUAAAACAAAAAAUCAACAUUAAAAUAUAAAAACAGGAAAAAUGAAAGCAAGUUGAAUGAAAAAGGAAGAUACACGCAUCAAUUUACUAUAUUAUAGCCAGUCGUCAUUAAAUUAAAAUUCACAUUUUCUAGCGAGUACAAUAUUAUUAUUAUUAUUAUUAUUAUUAUUAAUAUUAUUAUUAUUAUUACGAAGGAAAGAGCGCAUGAGGAGAAAGCAGAGUAAACUAAAAAAAUUACAUUAAGUUAUUUAAGUUCCAAUGUAACAUCAAUGGUAACUUUAAUUUAUUGUUAUUUUAUUAUUUUUUUUUUUAAUUUGACUCACAUAUAAAAAAAAACUGACGAUUAUAUCGUUAAAAAAAAAACGUCUUUUUCUCUCGUAUUCGCUUUCCUUCCUCAUUUUUUUUUCUUUUUUUAAUUUUAUUUAUAAUUUAUUUCCAUCACCAUCAACGUCCGCCUCUUUAAUAGACACUUGAAACAAAAUAAAUCACAAUCAUAAUUUAAAACAAUAAAAUAAAUAAACAAAAGCACAUUUACAUACAUAAAUAUAUUUAAUCUUUCUUUUUUUUUUUUUUUUUUUUCCAUCUACCAAUAAAAUACAGAGUGAGUCCUGGAAUAAUUAAUAACAUUAAGUAUUGAUUUUUAAUGACAAUUGCAUAAAUUAAUAAUAAUAAUUAUGCCGCAAGAGUUGUGAGGCAUUGUGAACUGAUACUAUCAUUCUCAUGAUUGUUAUCCUCUUUCUCCCCAAUUAAAUAAAAUUUGGAUUAUUGAUAAUACGAGAGUAAAAAAAAUAAAAAUAAAAUAUUAAAAUCCAUUUGUCAUUUUCUCCGGAUUGUAUGUUCUUAUUAAUUAAUUUUUAUCCAUUUAAUAUUAAUCUCAAUUUCCAUUCUAACUUUAUAUAAUAACAAGAGAAAUACAAAAGAUAAAAAAAUAUUUAACAUGCCGGAGAUUAUUAAUAUUUAAACAUUUAAUAAUUCGUGUUAAUGUUCAAGAAUAAUGUGAGGUCGAGAGAGGAUAAAAGUGAAAUCAUGUAAAAUUGUAUGUUGUACAUUUUUGUUAAAAAAAAAAAAAAAAAAAAAAAAAAAAAAAAAAAAAUCUAGUUCUUCUCGCUUUUUCAUUCAAUUUGUUUCACACUUUUUUAAAAUAUUUUUUAUUUAAAUUAUACAUAUUUUUUUUUCUUUUCUUACAUAUAAGUUAUAACUUGUCGAUAUUACAUUAGCAAAAUUUGUCGAUUGAUUCAGUUGCUCUCAUUUUCUGGGUAAAUAAAAACUAAUAUAUAUAUAUAUAUAUAUAUAUAUAUAUAUAUAUAUAUAUAUAUAUAUAAAAUAUAUUUAAGAUCACAAAAAAUGGAGACGAUCCUCAAACAUCCGCAGUCGGAAAGGCGCGUGUUCGUUUAAAUGGUGAGAAAACAUUUUUUUAUUUUAAUAUAAAUAAAAAAAAAAAAAAAAAAAAAAAAAUAUGUACUACAAAAUUACGCGAAUUAAAAUCACCGGCAAUUAAUAAGUAAAGUGUUGUAUAAUAAAGGAAGAAAAUAUUAAAUUAAAUAAAAUCAUUCACAUUUAAUGUCCUUCCAAUUUAAGCAGCGAUUUCGAGAGAAAAAAAUAUAUAUUAUAAAUAUAUAUUUAUCAACAUAAAAUAAAAACUAAAUAUUUGUAUGUUACUUGUAAUUGUCAUCCAACAAUACAUUAAAUGUAUUGCAUACGUAACUAAUUACACUUGCAUCAAAAUAACAUGUCAAAGAAAUUUUGAAACAAUUUAAAUUUAAUCAACGAGCGCUCUUUCUCUGUCGUGCAUUUAUGUGUAUAUUUCAAACAAAAAAUUAAUAUUAUACAUUUGGAUAAACGUUUUACUGUCGUGUUGAUAUUUUUAAAUGUUGUGUCGCUGUCUGUCCAAAGUACAGAAAAAAAAAAUUGGUUAAUUAACAUGCCAAGCGAACAAGAUAAUUAAAAUUGCAUAUACGUGUGCCUAUUAGGCUGUUUAAUAUUGAUCAUUUUUUUUUAAUGUUAUAAAUAAUUGUCUUAUUAAAAAAUUAUGCUUAUUUAUUAA
Molecule: messenger RNA, 4314 nt
Organism: Microplitis demolitor
Lineage: Eukaryota; Metazoa; Arthropoda; Insecta; Hymenoptera; Braconidae
Gene: 14-3-3zeta
Product: 14-3-3 protein zeta
Exons: 5
Coding region: 313-1056 (247 amino acids)
Biological process (GO): signal transduction
Cellular component (GO): cytoplasm
Source: RefSeq, a predicted model, not a curated record